AUGAUCAAGGGAGUUGCGUCAUCGGAGCAGUCACCCAGUAGUGAUACGUCAUUGAUACGUACAGAAACAACUUCUUCCACAUUUUAUGCACAAACGAAUAACGCUUCAACAAGCGUUCACGUGCCAUCAACCACGCAUCGCAUUCAACGCUUUAUCAAUUUCUUUUCCAGUAAUGAUCAAGCAAAACAGCGCGAAUCAGCGAUUUCAUCUCCGAUUGAGCGAUUCCAAUCUCGACAUCAUCAGAAGGGUUGUGCUGCUGGAAGUGUUGAUAGAAUCAGCAAGUCAUCUUCGUCAGCUUCAGUCAUACCUGUACGAAAUGUUUGCAAACAAGGUCAACUUAUGCAUCAGGCAAGCACUACACUUCUUACUGAAGUGGCAAUGGGUGAACUAUUAAAAAAUGAUAGGCACAAAUGGAAAACAUAUUGGGCAGUGCUACAUGGCAGUAAUUUGUACCUUUGUCAACAAUUAAAUUCAUAUAUCAACGAUAAAACUAAUGAAAAAUUACUUAAUAUUCCUACGGAUGCUAUUGAAAUUGAUUUAAAAUUAGCAAUUGUUGACAUUGCGUAUGAAUAUUGGAGACGAAAAAAUAGCAGUAAAAGUUACGUAUUUCGCGUGAUUACUCAACAACAAACUGAACAUCAUUUUCAAGUUUAUUGUGAAAAUGAUAUGCUAAAUUGGAUCGAAACAAUUCGAUUGACAUCAUGUAGUCCAAUAAGAUCACGUAGUGAUCAAGCCACUACUACUACCGCGGAUCUCGUAAGCAAUACUAAAUCAUCAAAUUCAAAUGCUUCUGUAAAAUCAACAAAGUCGAAAUCAGCUGAUUCGGUUAGAUUUUUAUCUAUAUUGAUAUCACAUGCAAUUUAG
Messenger RNA from Thelazia callipaeda (thelaziosis nematode), 864 nucleotides. NCBI's taxonomy places the organism in Eukaryota, Metazoa, Nematoda, Chromadorea, Rhabditida, Thelaziidae. The record is from the annotation of a GenBank genome assembly.